Molecule: messenger RNA, 711 nt
Organism: Ectocarpus siliculosus
Lineage: Eukaryota; Phaeophyceae; Ectocarpales; Ectocarpaceae
Source: the annotation of a GenBank genome assembly
AUGGAUAUCCUCGUCGGCGGAGCACCAGGACGGGCCGAGAAAACGCGCGCACUAGGCGGAAGUGGUGGUGGCCCUCGUGAUGAAGGUACCAGCCGUCCUGCCGCCGGCGAGGGAGGGAGUGCGACAGCGGGCAGCGGCAGCGUCGGACCGGGGACAACGGCGGCCAGUGGAAGGAAGCGGAUUAGUUUCCCUCGCUCCGCUUUCCUGGGAUUCAGCCGCAGCGCUCAGAGAUCGAUGAGCAGCUACUCAUUUGUUCAGCACGACCCGGCUAGCCGGGCUGGUGGAGUUGGAGGCGGAGAUGGCGACGGUGCUGGGGGCGUUCGUGCCUCCCAGUCGACACCUGCGGCGGAGGCAGGCCCGGGACUUGCCGUUGAUGCGGGCAGGGGGACACUACCGGCGACAUCUGUUGACUUCGCCGGCGGCGGCGAGGAAAAGGCGAACGGCAGCCCCAAGGAUAAUCGAGCAGCACCACGUGACAACGGUGGCGACGGUGACGUGCAAUACGUCAACUUCAACGGCCAUGGCGGCCGGGCCGGCGGCGUUGUUGCCCUCAGGAGGGGGGACGGCGUCGCUGCAGUGGAGAUAGAGGGCGACAGAUCGGUGUCCACGACUGGAUAUUCCUCGUUCUUGAAGCCUUUGCAAGCAGAACAGGACGAAGAAGAAGCGAAGCGGAAAAUGGACGCCUUACUGUUGUCUGGCAGGUGGAGAUAG